AUGUUGAUUCAAGGACAAGCUGCGAGACAUGCGACAAUAUCCAAUACUAGUUAUCCAAUCUCAACAGCACCUCAUCCCAGGCCAACAGCGUCAUCAUAUCCACUGCCAACUUCAUCUGCAUAUCCCAUUCCAAGCCCAUCCUCUUAUCCCACAACAUCUGCGUCCUUCUUUCCAAUGCCAAAUAAUUCAUCUUAUCCCACGCCAGCCACCUCAUCAUAUCCAAUACCAAAUAUAUCAUUUGCUUAUUCUGUGCCAAAUGAACCAUCUUACCAAAUGUCCAACGCAUCUUCUUAUCCCACCGCAAAUACAUUAAUGUAUCCAUCACCAACUGCACUAAUGUAUCCUACUCCAACUUUAUCCAAUUAUCAUAUACAGAAUGCAUCAAGUUAUCCCAUGGCAGAUGCAUCAUGUUAUCCCAUGCCAGACGAAUCAACGCAUCUCAUGCCAGAGGAAUUGGCGUAUCCA
Molecule: messenger RNA, 465 nt
Organism: Helobdella robusta
Lineage: Eukaryota; Metazoa; Annelida; Clitellata; Rhynchobdellida; Glossiphoniidae
Exons: 2
Source: RefSeq, a predicted model, not a curated record